Messenger RNA from Pistacia vera, 3444 nucleotides. RefSeq lists its product as uncharacterized. NCBI's taxonomy places the organism in Eukaryota, Viridiplantae, Streptophyta, Magnoliopsida, Sapindales, Anacardiaceae. The transcript has 6 exons. The record is from RefSeq and is a predicted model, not a curated record.
AUGAGUAAGGAAGGAGGAGAACCACAAGAGGUCGACAUGAAAUUCUUCAUCAAGGCUGUUAAUGACCAAUUUAAAUUACUGAAUGCGAGGUUGAAUGAUUUGGAGUCUUCUUCCGGUUCUAAAUCACAUAGAAGACAUGAGUUCGACGAAGAAGACGAAGCUGAUUCCAAAGUGGAAAGAACAAGUUAUAAACGGGCCAAGAAGGUUGACUCCAAAGGAGAUAACAAUAUAGGCAGUAUAAAGAUGGCAAUUCUGACUUUUCAAGGAAAGAAUGAUCCUGAGCUAUACUUGGAGUGGGAAAGAAAGGUCGAGCACGUAUUUGAUUGUCAUAAUUAUUCCGAAGAGAAGAAAGUAAAGCUAGCAACCAUGGAGUUUACAGAUUAUGCAGGUAUAUGGUGGGAUCAAUUGGUGAUCAAUAGGCACAGGAAUGGUGAGAGGCCUAUUCGGUCAUGGGAAUAGAUGAAGUUGGUGAUGCGCAAGAGAUUUAUACCUAGCCAUUACUAUAGAGAUUUGUAUAGGAAGUUGCAAGGGCUAGUUCAAGGAUCCAUGAGUGUAGAGGAUUAUUAUAAGGAGAUGGAAAUCGCCAUGAUUAGAGCAAACAUAGAGGAAGACAGAGAAGCAACAGUGGCUAGAUUCAUUGCCGGAUUGAACAAGGAGAUUGCUGACGUGGUUGAGUUGCAACGUUACGUAGAGAUGGAGGAGCUACUGCACAAAGCCAUUAAAGUGGAGAAGCAAAUCAAGUCCAAGAGGUUCAGAUCUGGUUUGUCCUCUAGCUUUUCGUGGAGAUCAAAUUGGAAGGACAACAAAGCUAUCUUUAAAACAAAAGAAGAAGCAAAGUCGAAGAAUUCGGUUGCUGUUCCUAAAGGUAAACCCGAAACUAAAACUCUUACUAAGUCAUGUGGUAUUAAGUGUUUUAGGCAUCAAGGAUUCGGACAUAUUGCUUCCGAAUGCCCAAACAAAAAGGUUAUGGUUGUAUGGGCAAAUGUAGAAGUCGAAAGUGGUAGCUCAAGUGACGAUGAGAUGCCACAAUUAGAGGAUUGUUCUGAUGUUGAAGUGGAAGAACCUGUGCAUGGUGAUUUACUUGUUACAAGGAGAGCCAUGAGUAUACAGCCUAAGGAUGAAGGAGAUGAGGAGCAACAUGAGCAUAUUUUUCACACAAGAUGCCACGUGAAGGAUAAGGUAUGUACGUUGAUUAUUGAUAGUGGGAGUUGCACUAAUGUUGCUAGUACUUUGUUGGUAGAAAAGUUGAAUUUGAAGUGGAAGAAGCAUCCUAAACCGUACAAGCUACAAUGGUUGAAUGACUGUGGAGAAGUGAAGGUAAACAAGCAAGUUUGUGUUCCUUUUUCCAAUGGCAAGUAUAAGGAUGAGGUUCUUUGUGAUGUGGCACCGAUUGUUGUCUUGUCUUUAUUGCAAGAAUUUGAGGACCUACUUCCUAAGGAGAUUCCCCAUGAAUCACCUCCUCUAAGAGGAAUUGAGCUUCAAAUAGACUUCGUACCUGGUUUCACCAUACCAAAUCGACCUACUUAUAGAGCUAAUCCCGAGGAAACGAAGGGGAUACAAAGGCAAGUGGAUGACCUAUUGCAAAAGGGAUUUGUAAGGGAGAGUCUUAGCCCAUGUUCGGUUCCUGUCCUCUUAGUCCCAAAGAAAGAUGGAACAUGGCGCAUGUGUGUGGAUUGUCGAGCUAUUAACAAGAGAAUGGUAAAGUAUAGACAUCCUAUACCCAGAUUAGAUGAUAUUCUUGAUGAAUAGCAUGGCUCUCAAUUGUUUUCUAAAAUUGAUUUAAAGAAUGGCUAUUAUCAGAUUCGCAUGAAAGAGGGAGAUGAAUGGAAAACUGUAUUUAAAACUAAGUAUGGAUUGUAUGAGUGGUUAGUAAUGCCUUUCGGUUUAACUAAUGCACCUAGUACAUUCAUGAGGUUAAUGAACCAUCUCUUGCGUGCUUUCAUGGGAAAAUUUGUGGUAGUUUACUUUGAUGAUAUUUUUGUUUAUAGCAAAAUUUUUGAUUAACAUGUGAAACACUUGCAUGCUGUGUUUAGUGUGUUGAGGGAGCACCAAUUGUAUGCUAAUCUUAAGAAGUGCAUGUUUUGCUUGGAAUCUGUUGUGUUUCUUGGAUUUGUUGUUAGUUCGUAGGGUAUUAGUGUUGAUGAAGAAAAGGUAAGGGCAAUAAGGGACUGGCCUACACCUAAGAAUGCGAAUGAGAAUGUUGUUUUUAAGUGGGAUGAUGAUGUGCAUGACCAAGCUUUCAAAACUUUGAAAGAUAAGCUAACUAAUACACCUUUUUUGUGUUUGCCUGACUUUGCUAAAGCUUUUGAGAUAGAAUGUGAUGCAUUCGGGAUUGGAAUAGGAGCUGUUUUGAUGCAGGAUUCCAAACCAAUUGCUUAUUUUAGUGAAAAGCUAAGUGGGGCAACGUUGAAUUAUCCUACUUAUGACAAGAAGCUUUAUGCAUUAGUGAGAACUCUUCAAACAUGGUAGCAUUACUUGUGGCCGAGGGAAUUCAUCAUUCAUUCUGAUCAUGAGAACUUGAAGUUCUUGAAGACCCAAGGUAAGCUUAAUAAAAGACAUGCUAAUUGGUUGGAGUUCAUAGAAAUGUUUCCUUAUGUAAUCAAAUACAAACAUGGGAAGGAAAACGUUGUGGCUGAUGGAUUGACUGUUCAUUCUACUUCUUCAUUUUCUCCUUUUGAAAUUGUUUAUGGCUUUAAUCCUUUAACACCUUUGGAUAUUUUACCUUUGCCUACGAAUGAGCAUGCUAAUCUUGAUGGUAAGAAAAAUGUAGAUUUUGUGAAGGAUUUACAUGCUGGAGUUCGGGCCAACAUUGAAAGGAAGAAUGAGCAAUAUGUUAAGCAAACCAAUAAGGGGCGUUUGAAGGUUGUCUUCCAACCUAGAGAUUGGGUUUGGGUGAACAUGCAUAAGGAAAGGUUUCCCACACAAAGGAAAUCAAAAUUGCAGCCUCGAGCAGAUGGCCCUUUUCAAGUCUUGGAGUGGAUCAAUGAUAAUGCCUACAAGCUAGAUUUGCCAAGUGAUUAUGGUAAUGUUAGUGCAUCUUUUAAUGUUGCUGAUUUAUCUUUGUUUGAUGUAGGAGAUUCGAGGAUGAAUCCUUUUGAAGAGGAGGGGAAUAAUGGAGAUCGAGGUGCUGACCAAAUUUUAAGCAUGUCCAAUAAUCAAGAAGAAGACACAACCAAAGAAUAUCGACAACCCGCAGAUCUGAACCUCCAAAUGCAAGCGUUGUUAAGGGAGAUAAGGCGUAUGUUAAGGGCUGAAUUAGAACCUAUUCACGAGAGGUUGGAUAGCGUAGAAGCGGGAACUCCUAGGGGACAACAACAAGACAUCCCCAAUAGGCAGCAAGGUGGGUGUGUUCCGUGGCGGAAUGUUGAGGACGAGGCAGAGUCGGAAGAGUUUGAAGAGCCAUAUUUGAACUGGGGCAGGUUUGAGCGUGGGUAUGGGAAUUGA